AACGUAUCAAAAACCCCCCUCCCUCUUCUUUCAAAACAUUGACCCCACCAAAAGCUUUGUGCGUCUGUUGAUUUCUUCUAGGAUUUCUUCUUACACUACUCGAAGCCUCGUCUCCCGACUCUCAUUUGCUACCAGCGCAUCCCGAGCAUAUACCGUCAAAAAUGUCUCAAUCAGGAGCUACCGUCUCGCAGGAAUGCGUUACUGCAUACAACGAGCUCAAGCUUGCGAAGAAGUACAAGUACGUCGUCUUCAAGUUGUCCGACGACCUCCGGGAGAUCGUUGUUGAAGAAGCCUCGGCGGAUAAGGACUGGGAGGCCUUCCGUGAGAGGCUUGUCAACGCCACCACCAAGAGCAAGUCUGGCGCUGUCGGCAAAGGUCCCCGUUAUGCGGUGUACGACUUCGAAUACAGCCUCGCCAGUGGAGAAGGCUCGCGAAACAAGAUUACCUUCAUCGCAUGGUCACCCGAUGAUGCCAACGUUAUGGCCAAGAUGGUGUACGCCUCAUCAAAGGAGGCACUAAAGCGCUCUCUGACCGGCAUCGCCACCGAAUUGCAGGCCAACGACCAGGACGAUAUCGAAUACGACACAAUCCUGAAGGUGGUCAGCAAAGGCUUGGCCGGUUAAGCGUACCUACCCAAAUGUAUGGAAAACCCCGAGAACGACCCGCGACGGAAAUUUCUGGGGGAUCGGCUAGUUGAAGGGGCACUCGCGUGCCAAAGGUCUACGACGUCUACGAAACUGCAGGAUGGGCAUAACUCUUUCCCCUGCUAAUACCAUUGAGUAUGGCCAGUUUGGUCGCUUUUUUCUCUUUUUUUCCACUCUUAGAGGCACGACAUGAACCUCCAGAUUUGAUGUUAGCCAAGGGUAUACACUGCAUAAAACAAAGGCCAUAUCGGAAUGUGAAUGAUCCCCGGUGUGCUCUUACGAUUGUUUAUGCCAGUUAUUUAUCACUUCCGUAAAACUACUCUUCAUCCAUACUAUUAAGUACCUAGAAACUGAAUGCUUCUGCUAUCAACAAUGG
Messenger RNA from Hypoxylon fragiforme, 1020 nucleotides. RefSeq lists its product as uncharacterized. Gene Ontology annotation, cellular component: cytoplasm; actin cortical patch; actin cytoskeleton. The record is from RefSeq and is a predicted model, not a curated record. The transcript has 7 exons. Gene Ontology annotation, molecular function: actin filament binding. Gene Ontology annotation, biological process: actin filament severing; actin filament depolymerization; cell motility. Bases 162 to 623 code for a protein of 153 amino acids. NCBI's taxonomy places the organism in Eukaryota, Fungi, Ascomycota, Sordariomycetes, Xylariales, Hypoxylaceae.